UAAAAUAAAAUAGUAAUGAGUCAGCAAUAUUCCCAGUUUGAGAUUCCAGUAAAAUCAUUGAACAUGAAGACAAAACAAUGAGCACCUAACCCUUACUCCUUACAACCCAUAAAAGUGUCAUGAACUUGAGUGUAAUUGUAAACAACACAUGAAUCUGCAAAGCAAAAGAAGAACUAAAAUGAGCAAUCCACAUAUCCUGGUUAUACCAUAUCCAGCACAAGGCCAUAUAAUUCCUCUACUAGAGCUAUCACAGUGCUUAGCCGAGCAUGGCUUGAGAAUAACAUUUGUAAACACAGAGUACAAUCACAACCGAAUCAUGAAUGCAAUGGCAAUGAAGGAUAAAAUAGGGGAUCAAAUCCAUAUGGUUUCUAUUUCUGAUGGAUUAGAACCGUUGGACAGAAAUAAGCCAGGGAAGUUAUCAGAAGCAGUCUUGAGGGUCCUGCCUGGAAAGCUGGAGGAGCUCAUUGAACAGAUUAAUGGGUCCAAUGGUGAAGAAAUCACAUGUGUCCUUGCUGAUCAGAGCAUUGGAUGGGCCCUAGAAAUUGCAGAGAAGAAGAAAAUACGACGAGCUGCCUUCUGUCCUGCAGCAGCUGCACAAUUGGUCUUAGUAUUUAGCAUCCCAAAUUUGAUUGAAGAUGGAAUUAUCACCGAUGAUGGAACUCCCAUGAAAAAACAGAUAAUUCAUCUCUCACCAGGAAUGCCUGCCAUGAGCCCAGAAAACUUUGUGUGGACCAGCGUUGGCAAUCUGACUAUGCAGAAAUCUAUUUUUGAACUUCUGGUAAGAAAUAACCAGUCUGUGAAGGUGAUUGAGUGGCUGCUAUGCAACUCUACUUAUGAUCUUGAGCCUGCUGCAUUUACCUUGGCUCCAAAUAUUCUACCCAUAGGUCCACUUUUGGCAAACAACAGGCUAGGAGACUCAGGAGGAAACUUCUGGCCGGAGGAUGCAACUUGUUUGAAAUGGCUGAAUCAACAGCCACCACGCUCAGUGAUAUAUGUUGCAUUUGGAAGCUACACAAUUUUUGACCAAACUCAGUUCCAAGAAUUGGCUUUGGGGCUUGAACUCUGCAACAGACCAUUCCUGUGGGUUGUGCGGCCAGAUAUCGCAGAUGGAACAAAUAAUGCAUACCCAAAAGAAUUUCUAGACAGAGUAGCAACUCGUGGGAGGAUGGUGGGUUGGGCACCGCAACAGCAGGUUCUGAGACAUCCAUCAGUUGCUUGCUUCCUCAGCCAUUGUGGUUGGAACUCCGCCAUGGAAGGUGUAAGCAAUGGGAUACCCUUCUUGUGCUGGCCAUACUUUGCUGACCAGUUCCUUAACCGGAGCUAUAUUUGUGAUGUUUGGAAGGUUGGGUUGGGUUUAGACAGAAAUGAAAGUGGCAUCAUAACACAAGGAGAAAUCAAAAGUAAGGUGGAUCAACUUCUAGGCAAUGAAAAAUUAAAAGCAAGCGCAUUGGACCUCAAGAAUAAAGUCAUGGCUAGUAUCACAGAAGGUGGUGGCUCUCAUAAAAAUUUGAAGAAUUUCAUAGAAUGGAUGAAAGCAUAG
Molecule: messenger RNA, 1540 nt
Organism: Quercus lobata
Lineage: Eukaryota; Viridiplantae; Streptophyta; Magnoliopsida; Fagales; Fagaceae
Product: UDP-glycosyltransferase 83A1-like
Exons: 2
Coding region: 149-1540 (463 amino acids)
Molecular function (GO): quercetin 3-O-glucosyltransferase activity; quercetin 7-O-glucosyltransferase activity
Source: RefSeq, a predicted model, not a curated record